UUGCUUCCCAACUUUUCUCGUCUGUUUUCUUCUUCCGCAACCCAAGAAGACCUUAAAACUCUCUCUCUCUCUCUCAUGGCGAAAUCCCAUCUGGGUCUUCUUUCCCUCUUCGUCUUCUUAACAAUUUCCACAGUUGCAGUGAAAAGAGUGAGUUGCUCAGACGACAACUCAACAACAGUAUACGACAUCCUCCCCAAAUUCGGCCUCCCAAGCGGUCUCCUUCCCGACUCCGUCGUAAACUAUACUCUCUCCCCCAACGACGGCCGAUUCGUUGUCGUUUUGGAGAACCCUUGCUACAUUAACUUCGAGUACUUGGUUUACUACGACAAGACCAUAACUGGGAAGCUGGGUUAUGGUUCGAUCACGGAAUUGAAAGGAAUUGAGGUUCGGAGAUUCUUAAUUUGGUUCGACGUUGACGAGAUCAAAGUGGAUUUGCCUCCUUCGAACAGUAUUUACUUUCAGGUUGGAUUUAUCAACAAAAAGCUUGAUUUGGAUCAGUUUAAGGUUGUUCGUGCCUGCUAUUAUGGAAGCCCAUUCUCUCCUUGUGCCCUACGGAAACAAUUUCUCCAGCUCCCAAAUCCAACCGAAGAGCUUGAGAUGCUAAUUACAGAGUAGGGCCCAUCAAUGACCAUAUCAAGUGGUUUUCAAUGGAGAUCUAUGUGAAUCAAGUGUAACAUGUUUUAAUAUUUUUCUAGAACAUUAUAACAAUGUUGCAAAAAGCUGUAUUUUUAGAAGCUGUUACUUCUAUCGGAACUUCCAACUGUAAAAAGUAUUAUAUUGGUGGAGCAACUGUUUUUGUAUUUCUGAUAAAAAUAUAAUCUUGCCAUAAGUUGCUACUCCAA
Molecule: messenger RNA, 842 nt
Organism: Morus notabilis
Lineage: Eukaryota; Viridiplantae; Streptophyta; Magnoliopsida; Rosales; Moraceae
Exons: 2
Coding region: 76-615 (179 amino acids)
Source: RefSeq, a predicted model, not a curated record